Physcomitrium patens is the source of this 1581-nucleotide messenger RNA. The record is from RefSeq and is a predicted model, not a curated record. Lineage: Eukaryota; Viridiplantae; Streptophyta; Bryopsida; Funariales; Funariaceae.
GAGACGAAGGUGCAUUUCCCGCUUCUUUCAAACGCUCUCCCCCGAGUUCUCGGCUUCACAGGAAGGUCGCAGCCGCACUUGAAGCUUUUGAGUUGUUGGUCUGGCCUUGACAUUUGCUUGCGUCCUUUCUCCAACGGUAGCCGCCGCAAAGUUUUCCUCCUUGCUUGUGUCUUGAUUCGAACCUAACAUUUUAGUGCGACUUCAAGGGGCAAGGCGCCGAAGAGCUUCACUGCAUCCCGUGUUUCUUCUCUUCUCUUAUCUUUCUCCUAUAGCUCGGCAGGGAAAUAAACUUUUUGAUUAGGAUUUGGAAUUUCUACCCUGCUCAAAUUGUCUCGCUCUUCUACUGCAUUUCCUCUGCUGUUGCUGUGAUUUGCUUUAUCUCUCUCUCUCUCUCUCUCUCUCUCUCUCUCUCUUUAGUGCGUUUCGGGUUGUAGCGAUCAAUGUUAGGGUUCUUGUUUUCAUCUUUCCAACUAGCGUGUAAUCCAAAGCGUUUGGCACAUUUUUCGUUGAGUUUACAUUGCGUUCUCAGCUCUAUGCGAGAUUGUAUGUGAGGUUCAUUCGCGUCUGCUGGUCAGAGGAGCCCGAUUGACGGUAGAGAGAGUAAUCAUGGAUUAUGAAGGGGAAAUGAAGGAAGCUGAGGAAGUUAUUGGAGUUAUGAAAAGUUUGAGUUCUAUAGUUAACACAGAUGAGGAUUUCAACACAAUUCAGCAAGUAGUUCAAAAUCUAGAAUCGCUUGUAAAUAACUGCUUAUUGCAGCAGAAGCAAGUGCAGUCCUGCAUUCAAGGUUUGCGUGAAAAGGUGAAAGCCAAAGAGCAACGUAUUCUGAAUGCUCAGAAAUUGAACUUGAAGGACGAAGAGCUGGAGGAGCUGAGAAACAAUUUAGCAGAAGCCCGAAUUGAAGAGGAGAAAGCCCGAGCUACUGCUAGAUCGAUGGAGGAACACUUAGAUGGAUUGGCAGAGCAGCUGCAGUCUGUCGAAGCACAGAAGCAGACGUUAGCAGCCCUUGCAAGCGAGGAGACACAACUCAAGAAUGAACUAUCAUUAUUUUCAACGAUCUCGGGCAUCAUCCCCGAUUUGGCGAAGGCAAACGUUUUUGCUGGCACCCUUCUGGACAACGAGGACGUCAGGGAGUUCACUCUGGAUUACUCGGACAUGUCUCCAUAUCAGCAAUCGAAAACUAUCUGGGACAUGAUACGAUGACAACUUUUCAGUUCGAGUCAUCUGCAUAGUUUCUUGUACAUCAACAUUUUCUGGUGUCCUUAGUAUCACUGAUUAUUCGCUCUAGCGAUUCGACUUAAGAUGGAUUACAUUUCCAAUGGAACACAGUGUCAACAUACUGAAAGACCUAGAUAUGCGCACUGGCUGCGUGUUAGACAAAGCAGGAAGAGAAGCAGUUCCACGUGUGACUCUACCAAUGGGAGUUUAAUGAGACGGUGUUAGCUGCUGAUCAGUUACGUUGCAGCAUUUGCCACUUUAUCGCAUUGAAGUGUAGAAGUAGUUAGGAAAUUUAAUGUUGUUUUGGAACAAACAUGCCCAAUCCGGGACCCUUGUAAUUUGAAUGAGGUAUGGGAUAUGAACGUC